Messenger RNA from Gasterosteus aculeatus aculeatus (three-spined stickleback), 4136 nucleotides. It is a transcript of the gene mettl4, whose product is annotated as methyltransferase 4, N6-adenosine. Lineage: Eukaryota; Metazoa; Chordata; Actinopteri; Perciformes; Gasterosteidae. Gene Ontology annotation, cellular component: cytosol; nucleus. The record is from RefSeq and is a predicted model, not a curated record. Gene Ontology annotation, molecular function: site-specific DNA-methyltransferase (adenine-specific) activity; RNA methyltransferase activity; nucleic acid binding. Gene Ontology annotation, biological process: methylation.
GCGCACACGUCUGGCUUCCGCAUUAACGAAACCGUAAGCGUGUUGACUUCGGGAGAAUUGAAACUACACGCAGCAAAGGGGAAGAAGCGGAAUCUUUUUACGUAAUCACACGAUGUCCGUAGUAGUUCGCGGCACGCGGGGCUGGGUUUUGGAUGCGCACGCGCUCGUCGAUCGGGGUUAUUCUCGCUGCCGCCGAACGGGAGGAGACAACCGAACGUCUCACUGGACGGGUCGUUUCAAAAAGCAAUGCUUCCAGAUGUUAAAGGCUCAUCAUAGCGCCAGGGCAGAUGUGGGUGAAGGAAACACGGGCGUGUUGCAUGAAACAGACAAAGCAUCGAAGAAAAGGAAACGAAAACACAGUGAACUCAACCAGGGGGAGAUUGAUUCACGGGCCUUCCAUGAGAAGAUCAGGUCUGUUGUCCUCGAGGGAACAACGUCCUUGGUGGCUUCCGCCAGGUCCCUGGGACAUCUGACCGGCGCGCCGGACGCGGCAAAAGAGCCUCUCCCCUCUCCGCAGUGCGGCCUCGCCGCCCUCUGUGAGAUGGCCAAGGAGCUUCCCUCAGCGGACGACGACGACGACCAGCGGGACGAGAGCGCGCAGCCGCUGGUCGCCGAAGGCGGCCGCACGUCUCACCUCGACCUGUUCUCUCGGGUGACGGAGAACGAGGCCCAGUGGGCCGCAGUGGUCCCGCUGAUGGGAGGGGAAUAUGUGAUACCGCCGCACGCCGCCUUCCUGCUGUCCGACUUCACGAGGAUACGACCCCUGGUCCGCUGUGGAAGACGAUUUGACUUAAUAGUCAUGGAUCCACCCUGGGAAAACAAGUCUGUGAAAAGGAGCCGCAGGUACAGCUCUUUGCCCUCGUCCCAGCUGAAACGCCUCCCGAUACCGACACUGGCCUCCCCGAACUGCUUAGUGGUCACCUGGGUCACGAACCGGCCGAGCCACCUGCGUUUUGUCCGGGACGAGCUGUAUCCACACUGGGGGCUGGAAGUUGUGGCCCAGUGGUUCUGGGUCAAGGUGACCGCAUCCGGAGAGUUUGUGUUUCCACUGGAUUCCGAUCACAAGAAGCCCUAUGAGGUGUUGGUGCUGGGCCGAUAUCGUUGCGCCGCAGGUGACGCCGCAAGCUCUCCGGGGACGCCGGAGGUUCCCGUGGAGGACCAGCGUUUGAUUGUCAGCGUCCCGUCAGCCCUCCACUCCCAGAAGCCCUGUCUCUCGGAGGUGUUGAAGCCCCACGUUGGAGGCGGAGCCGAGUGCCUGGAGCUGUUCGCCCGAAGUCUUCAACCCGGGUGGACCAGCUGGGGCAACGAAGUGCUCAAAUUUCAGCACACGAGCUAUUUCACCCUGACGCCGACAGACGACGGAGCCGAGGCCCCCGGAGCCGAGGCCGCGGCCGGACCAACGGCGCCGCCGGAGGACCCUCUCCCCGCCCCGGGGGGACCGAUGGCCGCCAAACAGCUGACACGUCAGUGAUUCAGCGCGCUUUCAGUGCCGGAACACUUGGAGACCGGUUCCUUUUGAUCCGACUCCUCAUGCAUGUGGGAUCUUUGAUUUCUUUUUUUUGAUACAUUUUUCACAGCGCUGAUGAUGCAUUUGAGGAGAUGAAAGAGCAUUUCUGUGCAGCUAUGUUUUAAACUGCAUUCAGAUAAACAACACUUUUAUUUAUUUUAUUUCAGUACUCUUUGGCACAAUAUGUGUCUUAAGGAUGUUCAAAGUAUUUCUGUUUUUUACUCAUUUACUGCUGUUUUGCACUGGAUUUAUAUAUAAAAAAAAAAAAUCCAAUUCUUCUUGAAAGACAGAACAUACAGAACUUUUGAGUUCUCCAAGCGUCGCAUCAUGUGUCCAUGAACGUUCCCUGUUUCCACCUGAAAGACUCUCUCCCUGUGUCACACAUUGAAGCCUCAGCUCAGCCAUCAACCCACCGGGCCUCUGAUGAGUCUCCAGAGAGAGGAGAGGCGGCGUGAUGGCGUGGUGGCGGCGUGAUGGCGGCGUGGUGGCGGCGUGGUGGCGGCGUGGAGGGACGAGCUGUCUUAAAAGCAGACGACGAUGAGUUACGACCACAGAGGCACAGUAAACAUCACAGCUAAUGAAGCCAGAGGGUCGUUUACACAUUAACUUGUCAGGCUCUUUGUUUCUCCAACGCACCCGUCGAUGUAUUUAUAUUUAAUUUUUAUAUAAAAUCAAAUGUGCUUUACAGAUUUCCUAGAAUUUUAACUAAAACACAACACGUUACUGAAGCUCUGACGUCGUCUCUAAACCAUCAUUUACUAAAUGAACUUCAUGCUGCAGAGAGUAAUUUAGAGAGUAGUAAAUCGAGGGAGAAGCGGAGGGAUUUUCUCGUGGACUUUUAUACGAUCAGACUUAUUUCUUUGGCCCCAUAAUGGCCACCAGAAAGAAUGCAGGUUAAAGGCACUUCAGUUUAGUUGAGUCUAACUUUGACCAACCUCGGGUCUACGAGAGAGACGGAACAACUUACUUGCCUUCACCAUACGGAGUUAACAGCUGAUUGACAUCUUCUUAGUAUCUACAUUGUAUAAGUAUCGAUGCCAAAUUUACAUUUUUGAUGCAGAAAUGUCACUGCUGCGGCUCCAUGUUGAAUACGAAAUAAGUAUUGUCACAAAGGAGUUAAUCACUAUUUCAUCCUUUUACAUUUCCAAGUUGCACACUCGUACUAAACAUUGACCAACAACUUAACUGUCAGGAUUUAACGUCAUUAUGAAAAGCCUUUGGCGAGAUGGAGUCGCCAAGGACGUCUCGUUAUUGUGUGUGUUUCCACAGAAACGAAAGGCGAAUCAAUGAAAUUCAUCACUCAUCCUUGAAUAUUUCUCACAAAUCGUCCCUUUAUGAAACGCGCCAUAAGUAACUGGAGGCUUUUGACGCAUACAAAGUAACAAAUGUAUUUUCUUUGGCUUUUCAUUGACUACUUUUCCUCCUUCGGCUCGUUCAAAUCUUUCUUGCCAAGGCUCACUUCCCUUUAAUAAGAGUAGAGUGUCACUGUGGGCCGAGCCGAGCUGUAGGGCUGCUUUCCUCCUGCAUGACCCUCUGAGAAAUGCAGGUAUGCAGGUAAAGUACAACAAAAAUGCAAUCAUACUGGGAGUCCAGCGUCACCGUCCCAAAUAUCUGUCCUCCGCCUUCUCAUCCCCGCCUUACUUCUGCUCAACGCUCGUCAUCGCCGCUGCAAAAGCCUGCGAUGUGACGUCACCGCGGCCACCAUCUCCCUGCGAGGCGCCAGUGGGUGGGGAGUGUGCUGUCAGGAUGGAGACGAAGCACCACGGCGAAGACCUGGUCCUCCCCUUCUUCCCCCCUUCCCCCCCCUCCUCCCUCUCCUCUCCUCUUGAAUCACAGCCGCCCUGCUUGACUCCGCUGUGGGCCGACGGGCUUCACCAAAGUGUCGCUGAGCCGAGCAACGCUCGCUUUUGGCUUUGUGGGGAGGAGAUGGAGGGCUGGGGGCUCAGAAGCUACACGGUUCCAGCUAAUGAGCUGUAAGACGUCCCUACAGAUCCCACAGCCAAUUAAAUCCAUUUCUAUGAAUGUUAGAUACAUUUGAGCGGUUAUGAGAUCACGUUUGUAUUCAAUUGUUUGACUUUUCUCUGUGAAAUACAUGCAGUGGAUUGAGAAGUUUAAUUUGCGUUUCUCAAUACAUCUUCCUACAGAGUAGUAAUUAACUCUGACAUGUAAAAUCGAUGGUCUCUUUAGGUGUUGUGACUCGCUCUCGUCUUACGUUUGGAUAGAAAGAAAAAGACGAUCAAUCAAGCGCAGGAUGUGUCGUGUCUUCUCGCUUUGAUCAGAUCGGAUCACUUUGCCCCGUCGUGCUUAAGUGACUAAAUGGGACUCGGUCCCUCCGGUCGGUGAGCACAUCACAAGAGGGGGAGAUGGAGAUAAUUAUUUCCUAAGAGGUGCUGCUUCUCCCUCGGCUCCGUCCCUUCGGGUCUGUGCGCCGAUGAACGGACCCUGUGCGGUUUCAUCAGUCAGCAGCAUCACAGAGAAUGUGGAAAAGUCAGACGUGGAAACGAUGCCCGGGGAAUACAUCUACUACCACUGACUCUGGUGUUUAUGAUCGCCGCUCUGGUUCUUCUAUUUCUAAUGAAAGUGCUCUGUGACUAAAUAAGUAGCAAUUAAAAAUAUUUCCUCAAACUUU